Camponotus floridanus (Florida carpenter ant) is the source of this 1913-nucleotide messenger RNA. Its product is annotated as glutamate receptor 3-like. The transcript has 8 exons. Bases 12 to 1913 code for a protein of 633 amino acids. NCBI's taxonomy places the organism in Eukaryota, Metazoa, Arthropoda, Insecta, Hymenoptera, Formicidae. Gene Ontology annotation, molecular function: glutamate-gated receptor activity. Gene Ontology annotation, cellular component: membrane. The record is from RefSeq and is a predicted model, not a curated record.
UUAAUCCCGCUAUGAAGUAUGCAACAGUGCAAUUUAUUGUGAUGCUCAUUUUCGCGUUAACUAUCAAAGCAAAAGAAAUACAUAUUAACAAUUAUUUCCGGCUAAUUAGCGACGUCCACAAGUAUUAUCAUACUUUUAGCAUUAUUUUCGUGCAUCCCGACAGCUAUUAUGAUUUCGAUACGACGACGCUGCUGUACUCAUGGUCGCGUGACUUUUCACAACAGCGGGUCAUGACCGCGACCAUAACUUUCUCGGAUCUGGUGAGCGAUUACAACAAGUACCAGAGGACCAUUGCGCGACCAUUGUUCGUUGUUCUUCUCGAUACCAGGGAGACUAUGAACGAAUUCGUCAAGGUCACGAAGAAUGUAAAGCCCAUCUCUUUCCCAGUCUGGUUGAUCAUGUUCCUGCAACGUCCUGGAAAACCGCUCGAGAAGUACUGCCAACAACCUGCUGGCAACAUGCUCAAUGUGGACUUCAACACUCUCAUGCUGGUCCUGUGCUACGAUCAUCCGAGCCUGUUCGAGUGGUACGCCAUUCAUGACAAUCGCACCAGGAUGUUCGAGUUGGCCACAUGGACCGCUGACGGAAGUUUAUCUUUUCGGACGCAAAAGAACCUCUACGCUAGGAGGAGCGACAUGUUCGGCGACAUCGUACGCGUGGCGUCCGUGAACUCGUCGCCGUUAUUCUUCUCGGAGAAUGGCGUGAUCGGUGGAUUUCUCGGUCUACUACUGAUAGAGCUUAGCAGAGUGAUGAACUUCACGAUGAAGGUUUUGGAUCCAAUAGAAGAAUAUGGCAGUUGGAAUGAGAAGAAGAAGGUGUGGACCGGCGUGAUCGGACAACUGGUGAGCGGCAAAGCCGACAUCGGCGUCUCUGAAUUUUCAAUAACAGCAACUAGAUUAAAUGUCAUUGACUUCUCGUUGCCAUUGAUGCAUACGCCAAGUCGCAUCUACUUUAAGCAGCCCAGUGGAAUCGACUUGCAUUGGUCUGGAUACUUUAAGGCGUUUAGCCUCGGAAUUUGGAUAAUGUUAGUGACGAUAAUAAUAACUGCCUCUAUUUUGUUAAGUGUUAUAAGCGCAAAAGGAUACUUUUCGAUGAACUUAAUAUUCGAAAACUAUGUUCAUAUUUGGGGUAUUUAUUGUCAGCAAGGUUUAUCAGAAUUUUCCAAUAAGCUGUCAAUGAGAUUGGCCAUUUUUUCGAUUUAUAUCUCGUCGUUGAUAAUUACAUCCGCUUAUUCAGCCUCGUUGAUUAGUUUCCUGACGCUAUCUAAGACCAAGCUGCCUUUCUCCAAUCUGGAAGGUUACGUUACGGAUGGCUCUUAUAAAUUAAUCGUCAUGAAAAAUAGUGCUGAGCUCGAUACGGUUUAUACUGCAAAGAUCCCCGUGUUUUCGAAAAUGCGCGGAUUGUUGGAAGAGAAGCACUUUCCACUGACAUCGUCGGAUGGAUUCAAGCAAAUCUGCGAGCGGAAGAAUUUGGCAUUUUUCACGACUGAAGUAUUCAAGACCACCAUUUAUGUGACAUGUGAGGUCACAUAUAUAGAGAGCGGAAGAAUGGAUAGUUUAGCGAUGGCUCUAACGAAGGGAAAUCCUUACACACAUCUCAUGAAUUAUCAUUUACGACGAUUUCAGCUUAAUGGCGUCAUAAAUAAAUUAAAGAACACGCAUUUUUUAACAAGCAAUCUGGAAACGAAUUUUAGCGUGGUUAGUUUAAAAGAUAUAAUGCCGACUUUGACCAUAGUAGCAGGUGGUAUAGUACUGGGAUUAUUUAUCUUGGCAAUUGAGAAAAUAUAUUAUUUUUUCGACAUUCGAUCUAAAAAAGCAAAAGAUCAAGUCAAUAAAUCGGAUCAAAAUAUCGAGUCAAAACAUCAAGUUACGUUUUUGGCGAAUUAUAAAAGCGAAAUAAUGAAAAGAACUUAA